CUGGUUCUGAAUGGGAUAAGUGUGCCCCUGAGGGACCAGGUGCACAGCCUGGGAGUCAUUUUGGAUUCACAGCUGUCCAUGGAGGUGCAGGUUAAUUCUGUGUCCAGGGCGGCUGUCUACCAGCUCCAUCUGGUACACAGGCUGAGACCCUACCUGCCCGCAGACUGUCUCACCAGAGUAGUGCAUGCUCUGGUUAUCUCCCGCUUGGACUACUGCAAUGCGCUCUACAUGGGGCUACCUUUGAAGGUGACCUGGAAACUGCAAUUAACCCAGAAUGCGGCAGCUAGACUGGUGACUGGGAGCGGCCGCUGGGACCACAUAACACCGGUCCUGAGAGAUCUGCAUUGGCUCCCAGUACGUUUCUGAGCACAAUUCAAAGUGUUGGUGCUGACCUUUAAAGCCCUAAACAGCUUCGGUCCUGAAGGAGUGUCUCCACCCCCAUUGUUCAGCUUGAACACUGAGAUCCAGCGCUGAUGGCCUUCUGGCAGUUCCCUCACUGCGAGAAGCAAAGCUACAGGGAACCAGGCAGAGGGCCUUCUCGGUAGUGGUGCCCGCCCUGUGGAACACCCUCCCAUCAGAGGUCAGAGAGAUAAACAACUACCUGACAUUUAGAAAAUACCUAAAGGUAUUUAGGGAAGUUUUUAGUCUGUGAUAUUUUAAUGUAUUUUGAUGUGUGUUGGAAGCCGCCCAGAGUGGCGGGGGAGACCCGGCCAGAUCGGCAGGUUAUAAAUAAAUAAAUAAAUAAAUAAAUUAGUCAGGCCCCCCACAAGGUCUGAGGGACAGUGGAACAACAGAGGGACAAACUGUUGAAAAAGUUUGCUGACUCCUGCUGUAGAUGGUUUUCAGCCUUUCAGCUAGCCUAAGAAAGACCAAGAGCCCUAGUAACGUAAUACCUUUGGUACUCAAAAUUGAUUUAGUUCUUGAGGAUAUUUUAUAGGCUCAGAGAAUAAGAUAUUGAAAAAUAGCACAAAUAUUGCAGAAAUCUGUUAAUUAAAAACUGCCUUCAUGUAAUCAAGUCUGUCUGCUUAGUCAUGUAAGCUGGAAACUUUUUUUUUAAAGCAAAGAUUUCAAGGAUUUUUCAUGAAGCUGUGGGCUGCACAAAUAUCUCAGCAUGUGGUUUGUGGGCCUUACAUUGCUUGCUGAUGGAGCACAGUCUGUUCUAAUUCAACAUUUUCUUGUAGCCUUAGACAUGAUCUAAGAUGAGCAAAGGACAGCUUGUGUAAUUCUCCAGAACUGUAAAUGUACACAAUAAAAGAAAGCUAUGUAUAGAAAAAAGCAGUUCAGUCCUGCCUAAAUCAUGUGAACCUGGACUCGAAAAUCUCCUUGUAGGUUAUGCUCAAUGGUAAGAUUUGCCAUUUGCAAGUUCCACCUCAGCUAAUUGCUAAGGAAUUUUUCAAAGUGUAUUGCAUAGUUUUUAGGAAAUAACAAAUAUAUUAUGUACCUUAGGUGUGUAUGGUAAUAACAAACUAAAACAAGUUGUGUUUGUCUUUUAAUUUCGAGCAUCUGUUUUGUUUCCAUUUUUUAUAUUAAAAGGCAAGAGGAUGGUUUUUAGGAUUGGAAUAGCAGAAAUUUUAAAGAAAAUUAUUGCAGGAAUAGGUCUCUUCUUGAUUGUCAUGUGCUUCAUGUUAUUGUGUAGACUUCCAAAAUCAUGUUAUUUUUCUUGCUGAAAAAUAGUCUGAACAGAUUGGUAGGAUCCAGCAAGUAUCUUCUGUGUAUCCAAGUAUUUCCACAUGCAUUCACUGGGAAUACUCUGGAUUCCCCCCCCCCAUUUGAAUGUGGCUGAUUGGAAGCCGUUUCUGGUGUGCUUAUUUGACCGUAUACAGCAGUGAUGGCGAACCUAUGACACACGUGUCAAACGUGACACGCAGAGCCCUCGUUGCUGGCACACGCCCCAUGGCCCAUUCGCGCUGUUGUUGUUGUUUCCCCUCCCCUUUUGUUCUCCCACUCCUCCUCACGCUACAGCUUGUCUCCGCUGUUAAAACCCGGAUCCCUUUUUGUUGUUGUUGUUGCUGGUAGUCAGAGAUUGGUUUUUUAACCCUUUCUGUGUUGUUUUUCUGGCGCUUUGGCAGACGAUGAUUGGGUGUAAUAGCGUUCAUUUUUUAACCUGUUCUGUGCUGGGGUUUUUGGCGCUUUGGCAGACUAUGUCGGUGCUGCGUGUUAGUUCCAGCAAAGGUAUUAUUUGCCAUUUAUUUCUGUUCUCUCCCCCCCAAAAGCGCAGCAGCUUUGGGGCACCCCCCCAAAAGCAAAACAACUUUUGCCCCCCCCCAAAAACCCUCCAAUGGAGAUGGGAGUCUGACAACAACUGGAGGGCCACAGGUUCCCCACCUCCACUUUAACUGAUAGUUAAAACAAGCCAAAUGUAAAUGCGUUAUUGCAGCUUUUUUGUGUAAAGAAAUAAGAUUAUUAUUUAUUUAUAGCAUUUUAUACUGCUCAUUAGCAAUAGGAUUUUAGGUCAAUGUACAGUUUUUAAACCAUAAAAUACACAAAUACUGCAUAAACAUAGAAUCAAAGAUAAUGUAAAACAACAGUAGUGCCCAAGGUUUAAAAAGGGCUCUGACAUGUUUGUUUGUCUGAGUCCUUUUUAGACUUUGGGCACUGCUAAAAAGCUUUAUAAAAUAAAAGCCUACCAAAAUAAAAAGGUUAUUUACCUGGUGCUUAGAAAACACUCAAAACAGGCACCAGUUGAGGGCAUGCCACAACCAGGACACCUCCAUUGAAAAUGCUUUACCAAAAACAACUGCUUACCCCUCCUCAUUUGGCAGGGGCAUUAAUAUAUUGGCCUCCAGUAUUGUGAGCCAAGGAUACCCAUGUAAAACCAAAACAAGUGGCUGUUGUAAAGUGAUAUAUCUCUUAUUGGUCUAAAUAUAUCAUUUGCUAAAGUGAUACCUUAUGUACCACUGAGGUAGAUUAGAUGCUAUCUUAAUUUGUAUUGCAUUGUCAGGGUCAGCUCAGCAGAGAUACACCAAGCAAAAGUUAAUUUUUACUAGCUGGCUUUAGGUGAAUAACUGCUAGCUUCUAAGUAUUUGACUUAUAGGCUUGUAGGGAUCUGAAGAACUGAAAGAGGUAGACAAUACAUAUAUUGUCAAAAACAUUCUCUGAGCUCCUUAAAUCAGGACUGAUACUCUUUAGGUACUUAGCUUCUUUCAGUUUUCUCUUUACAUGCAUAUAUCAUCAUAAAUAAAUGUAAGUAUGCUUACCCAUAAAGUUCAGAGGCAGCCUUUUGAGCUUGACCAAAGAUAAUCCAGUGUGCAGAAGCUGGAUGGAGGGUGGGGGAAGCAAGUUCCAUUUUUCAGGAUUUUUUUUUUGAGCAAGCUAGAAUUGUAUUAAACAAAUAUUACUUUCCAUACAUGUAUUCAAUCUUCUUUUUGGGAUUGACACAUUGUGGUGCAGCCUGCCUUCUAGUAAUUUAAUGAAAAAUGUCUUAAUUAUCAGAUAGAGAAGUUACCUGUAGUAUCUUAGACAAACCAAAUAAUUGAAUAAUUUUAGUUUAAAUUGGGGGUGGCUAAGCGGCAGAUGUUUUAUGAACUACAAUUCUUAUCACCCCCAGAAUCUGUGGUUAAUUGUCAGGGAUGGUAGGAUUAUAUUUCUGUGGAAGGGAGACUAAAAAUGAACAACAAAGGUGGGCUCUGUAAGAUAUUGUGAGGGACAGGGGAUAUCGCGAAGUCCCUCCCCUCCUGAGUUCAAGCCCAUCCCCGAGCACAGGGGAAAGCAGAGAGAGUUCCGAUUCCAGUGGGGAAGCAGGAAGUCGUGUCCGAGGCUCAGGCAAGGUAGAGGAGCCAGGGUACCAGGUGGGACAGGAAGGGGCAAAUAAGGGGGGGAGACCCAUCCCCCCAACUCCGGAAUUACGCAGAAAGAGGAGGGGAAAGAGGAUGGGUCUGCCAAAGCUUUUGUGUUGGAGAAAGACGCGCCAAAAGCCAUUCGGAGGUUCUGAACCCGACUGAACACCUAGCUCCGUGUAUAUAGCAAUGACUUCAGCACUGUAAAUACGCAGCACCAAUAAAAGAAUAAAAUGCAGAGCUGUGUAGAGUCGUUACUCUGAAGUAGCCCGCUCCGGCCACUGUGACAGAUAUAUACUCUGCAAAGUUUGAAAGACAAAUACCCACCGUCUUAUCAUCUAGGCGCUUCUGUGCGCUACUCUGGUUCGCCAGAAGCGGCUUAGUCAUGCUGGCCACAUGACCUGGAAGCUGUCUGCAGACAAAUGCUGGCUCCCUCGGCCUAUAGAGCAAGAUGAGCAUGCAACCCAGAGUCGUCCACAACUGGACCUAAUGGUCAGGGGUCCCUUUACCUUUACUUUCAUCACCUAGGUUGUUUUUUUUGUUGUUGAAGAUCUUGUUGCCCUUUCUACAUGUUUUGUUUAUUUUAGAUACUUGUUUGGACUGUUUAUAUUUAUUUGUUUAUAUUGAGAUUAAUCAAAUAACCUUAUCCUUGAUGUCAGCUGGUGAUUUUUUGUUUGUUUUGAUUUUUAAAAGAUUUCUAUUUCCCCCCCUAUAUUAGUAGACAACCUUUUAUAGUUAUAGAGUUAUAGUGCAACAAUGUCUAGAGGGCAUCAGGUUUGCCACCCCUACAUUUAAUGACAUGCUUCUCAAUGACAGCAUGCCCAUCUGUUCUGUAAACCCUCCCUCCUAUCCAGGGUACCGCACUCAGGAUUUUUUUUAAAGCUGCCAGUAGUUCUUUUUAGCUGAAUACAACUCCUGCAUUAGAGUAACUGACUAUUCAGUUGGUCAGCAGGCUGAAAUGAGUCAUCUUGAGGGACCUGAUUUUGGUUAGAAUUUUGCUAAAACAACCACAAAACACUGUUUACAUCUGACAAGAACUUGUUUCUAAUAAAAGAAAAUUACAUGUAAUUUCAUAUACAGUGGUACCUCGGGUUAAGAACUUAAUUCGUUCUGGAGGUCCGUUCUUAACCUGAAAUUGUUCUUAACCUGAGGUACCACUUUAGCUAAUGGGGCUUCCCGCUGCUGCAGCACCGCCGUCGUGUGAUUUCUGUUCUCAUCCUGAAGCAAAGUUCUUAACCCGGGGUACCACUGUACAGUACUGUAUAGGUUUGUUUUAGGUUUCCAGACAAAAAUGGAGGUAAAGCCCUAUUUACAGUGUACAGUGGUGCCUUGCUAGACGAAUUGAAUUCGUUCCACGGGUCUUUUCUUAUAACGAAAAAUUCGUCUAGCGAAUCCUAUAGGAAUGCAUUGAUUUUUUUUUUGAAAUUUUUUUUUGCCCAUAGGAAUGCAUUAAUUGAAUUUCAAUGCAUUCCUAUGGGAAACCGCGAUUCGCAAGACGAAUUUUUCGUAAAAUGAAUUUGUCUAGCGAGGCAACCUCCGCUCGAAAAAUCCUUUCGUUAAGCGGAACUUUUGUUAAGCAGGGCAUUCGUUAAGCGAGGCACCACUGUACUAUAAAUCCAGCACAUUUAUAUGCUGCAAAUGUGGCUGGAAUAGUCCAAUAUCCCUUCAACUGUGGUGUUGGUGACAUCUCACUUUCUGUUAGCUUUUGUUAUACUAGAAGUAGGGAUUGGCACAAGGGUUUCAUAUUGCUGGCGCAUUAAUUUUUCAGUAGCAUGAGCCUAUUUACUUAGGAUUCCCUAAUCAUUUAAUGCUAAUAGUAUAUAAAGGAUUGUGCCUGUACAAGAAAAGCUGUCAGCCUGUUUGAAACCAAAACCUGGCCUCUAAGAUACUUUGUGCUAUAGCUGCAGUUUUCCUUUUCAAUUGAAGUUCAGUUUUUUUUCAGGGUGCUGCUUGGAUGUCAGCAAUGCAAAGACUCAGAAUUAAGAAUUGAAAUAUAUCAGUGUGAGCAGACCAGGGUGGAAAAUAAUACAUAUAAGUGCUUGGUAUUAAUUCAGUGGAUGAAAUACACUGUGAUUGUUGGGUGCACACACUAAUGCAGGCUUCCUCAACCUCGGCCCUCGAGAUGUUUUUGGCCUACAACUCCCAUGAUCCCUAGCUAGCAGGACCAGUGGUCAGGGAUGAUGGGAAUUGUAGUCUCAAAAACAUCUGGAGGGCUGAGGUUGAGGAAGCCUGUACUAAUGUAAAUGAAAAUAAACUUCUUGUGGCAUUUUUUAAAAAAGAUCAACAUUGUUCUGCAACAAUUUGUUCUUUAAAAGGAAUAAGGUAGAAUUUUCAGAUGGGACAGCGUUUUUGCCAAACAGAACCUCUAGUACAGGCAUGUCCAAAGUCCUUUGGGGGGGGGGCUAAUCGGCCUGCUGGUCGGUUUAAUCUGGCCCUUGUGGCAGUUUAUUUCCUGGGGUAAAAUCCUAAUAAAACCUCGACAACAUCAAUCCUGCUCAACAACUUCAACCCUAAAAAAAGCUCAACAACAACUUCAAUCCAAAAAAGGCCAACAACUUUGGUUGGCCCUUUGGUCGGCCUUCACAGCCCUUCACUUCAUCAAAUCUGGCCCUAUUUGAAAAAAGUUUGGACACCACUGCUCUAGUAUGAAGGCUUUCAUGUACAUUUCACUGAAUGAUUGAGUAUCAGUUAUAAAGAUAAUUUUCAGAAGUGUUAGGUUUUUUUCAUUUUUUGAUUAUACUUGAGUUCAACAUAAAAUGCAUAUUGCUUGCUUUCUCUUUCUUAAAUUCUGGAAUAGACAUCUGAAUUAGUAUUUUAGACACUAAGUACCCAACUAAAAUAUUUAUUUAUUACACUGCUAUCCCGCCUUUCUUUCAAAAGGGUCAUACAUAGUUCUCCAUCUUCCCAUUUUAUCACAACAAUCUUGUGAGGUAUGCUAGGCUGAGAGGUAGUGUCUGGGUCAAGGUAAGCUUCAUGGCUGAAUGGGAAUUUAAACCCUCUCAGGUCUUUCAGGUCCCAGUCCAAUCCUCUAACUGCUGUAGUAUAGUGACUGGAGUAUUGAACCUGAACUGGGAAAUGAGGAUUAAAAUUCUUCAACAUGGAUCACUGUAGGUUGCUUCAGGCCAUAUUUCUGUCUAAAUUGUUUAGCAGGAUUGUGAGGUUAAAAUGGGAUAACCUUUUGAACUUCUUGGAGGCAGGGCAAGAUACAAAUAUGAUAAUCAAAGAUGCAGGAUACUAAUAUUUUCUACAUUAUUAUUAUUAUUAUUAUUAUUAUUAUUAUUAUUAUUAUUAUUUAUUGCCACCACCACUCCACCCAUCCGUCUGGGUUUCCCCAGCCACUCUGGGCGGCUUACAGCAUAUAAAGUUUGCAAGCUUCUACAGUCUUUCCAAUAAAAAUAGCCCCAAUAAAAUGUAUCACUUUACUUGCUUUGUUUCUUCUUUGUAUUACAUGCAGCUUCCAUUCUGUUUAGAAUUGCAAAAGAUCCCUAUGGCAGAAAUAGAAGUGUAACAUGAGAGAGGCAUUAUGCUUUUUUUUGUUUUGUUUUUUAAAAGUGCUCUCUUGAAAACUAAUCAGUCCUCCUUUGCUUUUCAUUUCAACACUCCCUCCCCAUCUGUUCUUUACUUUUACCUAGCUCGCUGGAAGUCCAUGUACCACCUGCCUCCUAAAUUUGCUCUUCUUUUCCAGUUACUUGUUUCCAGACUAGAUGCUUCUUUUUCAUAUUGUUCCUCCUCCUUGAUGUUCAUGGUUAUGUGUCUAAGACUGCUAGUCUGGCUUCACUUUUCUAGCUGACAUAGGUGCUAUGCACAUAAAUAUUCAAAUGUGUUUUCAGGUCAUUGUAUUAAACUAAAACCAGUUGUGGCUCUGAUGUGUGGUUAACUCUCCAUUGCUUAGGAGCAUCGUGUUAACAGAACAGGAAAUCCUUUGGGUUUUUCUCAGUACAGAAGGCUUGGUACUGCCAUAAAAGGAGGUUGUUGUUUGGUUUUUUUUGUAUAUGGAGGGUUCCUUUCCAAAGAAAGAAUAGUCAACCUUGCCUUCAUGAUUAAAUAAGUAGCUCCUAUUUAUGUACAUGAAACCUUAAGUAACACUGCAUACAUUUCACUUUUUAGUUCAGCCCCUGGAGUUCUUAUAUAACUUAAUUUUAGCAAACAUUGGUGGUUGACUAAGCUGGGAUACUAGUGUUAAAGACUGCUCACCAUCUGCUUCAGCAUUUUUGAACAUGUCAGAGGUUCUCUCCAAAUGGAAUGUUCUGUACUUGGCUAGGCCUCCUGCUGUCUGGAUUGGUUUGUCAUGCAUUGUAGCACACUGGUUCAUUUUCCUAGUUCAGGUCUGGCUUUUAUUGUUAUAUUUGAAGUCAUUUUUAUAUGUCUACUAGCUGGCGCUGCUACGCGUUGUGGUGGCUCAGUUUGUUAAAUGGAGCCUCAGAGUCCCACUUGAGACUCCCCUCACCUUCAGAGUCCCCCUGUUUUUUUGUGUUAUGUUUAUAUAGGUGCAUCCCUGUGUCUCUCCCCACCCUGUCCCGGACCCAUUACCUAUCCCUGUCCCUCCCCCCCCACCCCGGUUCAUCCCUGUGAUUGGGCCCACCCUGUCCUGACCCAUGGCCUAUUCGGCCCCUACCUCCACUCGGCCUAGUCUGGAAAGCGGCCUAGUCUGCAAAGGCGAACGGAGAUACUGUGGAGAGGGCAAGUUUCAUCCCUGUGUCUCCCCCCCAACAUGUUUCCUAUCUCUGCUCCCUAUUCCGCCCCCUCACCCCCCCUGGCAAGGCCCUACCUCCACUUGGCCUAGUCUGGAAAGGGGCCUAGUCUGGAAAGCCGAACCUGUGGAGAGGGUAGGUUUCCUAGGUGUAGUACCAGUGUAGCCGUCACUAGAGGGUGCUGUGUUGCAAUCUCUCCUGUGCUCCCAGCAUGCACUUGCGGGUGAUUUGUGAGUUCUGGAACACAGGGUUUUGGGGGUUUUACGUGGCGUAGGUGUGACAUCUGUCUUAGCAAACUUUAUAAGAUUAAUCUCACGGUAGCAUGGGACGUUGUGUGCAAAUUUGAACACUAUCGGUCAAGUGGUUUCGGUGAAAAGUGGAAACACACCCACAUGCCGUUAAGAUAUAUAGAUAUAUAGAGAUAUAGAGCUAUCACUAUAAAGUAGGCCUGUCCAACUGGUUGGUUGCGAUCUACUGGUUGAUCACAGGCUUUUCCUGGUCGAUCGCCCCCCCAAAAAAAACCCAACCCCCCUUCAACAACUAUCUUCUCUCCCCCUAAAAGUAAGUUCAACAACUUUGGUGAAGCCUCCCUCAAAAAAGCUCAACAGAUCUGGUCAAUCCAAUAGGUAGAUCACUGCCAGUUUAUUUAUAGUGGGAGUAGAUCAGUCUCUGGAAAGUUGGACACCCCUGCUAUAAAAUAUUGCUAUAUAUUCAGGUAUUGUAGUGCAGUUUUUUUUAUCCACAAUUAAGACAGCUCAUCCUACAAGACCAAAGAGCAUUUCUGGCUAGCAUGGUAUGGAGACAGUAUAAUCCUCUCCUUUUGAAUGAGUGGCUUACCCAUAUAACCAGUACUCUGUAAAGUGCUCUACAACUUAUAUUUUCACAAUGAAGCUGUAAUGCUAGUUUGUAAUUGAGGCUAAUUUUUAAAGGCCAAUGUUCAAUGACCACGCAGAUACAUGUCUCUGAAGCCCUAGCCUAUUACUCAGUACCUCACAACCUCCAAAAGAGGUUUAUGCAUGGUACCCAGGUGGUCGUCUGUUAUAGGGACAGGUGUGCUAAGCUUCAGCUAUAGAACUGCACCGUGCAUCUGGCUACAGUUUGAUGAUGAUUAUUGCAUUACUUUGCUCAAAUUUAAAUUGCCUUGCUGCCUUUUGCAUAGCUGCCAAGUUAUCCCUUUUUUAAGGGAUUUUCCCUUAUGCUGAAUAGGCUUCCUCGUGAGAAAAGGGAAAACUUGGCAGCUAUGGCCUUUUGUUUUUCUACUAGAGAUUGGUGAUUUUUAUUGUAGUUGCCUAGUGCUAUCUUUUAUAGGUUAGCCUUGACUUCUUUUACUUAAGAACAGCUGGCUUCACUGCAAUUAUGAGUCACAGUUUGCUUGUUCUGGAAUGAUAAUAGCAAGCACCAGAUAUCUUAUUCUUAUGGUAGUGUUAGCUAUAAAAAAAAAUGAAGGUGAUACUUAAAAAGGAAAGGUAUAUUUUAUUGGUGAAUAUUAGCUUCUGCUUGGUACCCAGGUGGCACUGUGGUUAAACCACUGAGCCUAGGGCUUGCUGAUCAGAAGGUCGGCGGUUCGAAUCCCUGUGACGGGGUGAGCUCCCGUUGCUUGGUCCCAGCUCCUGCCAACCUAGCAGUUUGAAAGCACGUCAAAAUGCAAGUAGAUAAAUAGGAAUCGCUACAGCGGGAAGGUAAACGGCGAUUCCAUGUGCUGCUCUGGUUUGCCAGAAGCGGCUUUGUCAUGCUGGCCACAUGACCUGGAAGCUAUACGCCGGCUCCCUCGGCCAAUAAUGCAAGAUGAGCGCGCAACCCCAGAGUCGGUCACGACUGGACCUAAUGGUCAGGGGUCCCUUUACCUUUACCUUUAUUAGCUUCUGCUAAUGUUUUUGUAAAUGCUAGCAUGGGAUAGUUAUAUGAUACAAUUGCCAGUAAAUUUCACAAGCUCUUACCUGUACGGUACUUACAGCAUAUUGUUAUUACUUUUGUUUUUAAACCAGGACAAGAAGUAAAUAGUUUGAUUUUAAAGUAGUAAUUUUUUUCCUGAGGGAGCAAACCUGUGCUACUCUUUGUUUGUGAAUGUAUUCUUUCUAUUCUCCUGUCUUGAAAAAAAUUCAGUUUAUAAGAGAAACCAGAAUGAUUAGUAAAUAAGUUUUGUAAUUAUGUGAAUCCCAGGUUAUCUUGAUCAAGUUUGUCCAAAUUCAAUGGCUAAGAUUCUACCCCUCCCCGAAACCUACCGGAUAUCUUUUCUUCUCAUUUUCUUCUGGCUUUCUGAAAAGAUUUUCUCAAAUUUUAUUUCAAUAUUUUCUUUGUAUGUGACUCUGAAAGUAGAUUAUUUUUUUAAAAGGGCUGAAAGGAAAAUCCCAGUUGCACAAAUAGGACAUCACAGUGCUAUCACCCAGUGGACUGUUGAAGUAGCAAAGCACAUUGGGAAUAGAAUUCAACAAGAUGUUUUUAUGAGAAUACAGAGCUUCUUUGGAGACAUCUCUUUGUUGGAUUUUAUCCAUGUCCUGCUAACCACUACUUUCAGCUAUGGAAUCGACUGUUGAUGAUGAAGCGAUGGCAGCAUAAAUGAAGGCCAAGUAAGGAAGGAAGAACGAUGCCCAAGGGUGGGUGUUCUAAAACACCACAACUGGAAGAUUUCUCUCUCAGCAACGACAUGGUGGAGAAACAAACUGGGAAAAAGGAUAAAGAUAAAGUUUCUCUAACCAAGACUCCAAAAUUGGACCGGAGUGAUGGCGGCAAGGAGGUGAAAGAGAGAGCUACAAAACGGAAGCUGCCUUUCACUGUUGGAACAAAUGGAGAUCAAAAAGAUUCGGAUACAGAAAAGCAGGGUCCUGAAAGGAAGAGGAUUAAAAAGGAGCCCGCAACUCGGAAGCCCAGCCUGCUGUUCGGAAUGGGACUUCCAGGAAUCCGUGCAGGUUAUCCGCUCUCUGAGCGCCAGCAGGUUGCCCUUCUUAUGCAGAUGACAGCAGAAGAGUCUGCGAACAGUCCAGCAGUAGAUACAACACCAAAGCAUCCCUCUCAAUCCACAGUUUGUCAGAAGGGAACUCCUAAUUCUGCCUCCAAAACCAAAGAUAAAGUAAACAAGAGAAAUGAACGUGGAGAGACUCGGCUGCACCGGGCAGCUAUCCGAGGAGAUGCCCGACGCAUCAAGGAACUCAUUAUUGAGGGUGCAGAUGUCAAUGUAAAAGACUUUGCAGGUUGGACGGCUUUGCAUGAGGCAUGCAACAGGGGUUACUAUGAUGUUGCAAAACAGUUGCUUGCUGCAGGCGCUGAGGUCAACACCAAGGGCUUGGAUGAUGACACUCCGCUGCAUGAUGCAGCCAGCAAUGGGCACUACAAGGUGGUGAAACUGUUGUUACAUUAUGGAGGAAAUCCUCACCAGCUUAACAGGAGGGGAGAGACACCAUUAAAAGUAGCAAAUUCCCCCACAAUGGUCAAUCUGCUCCUGGGGAAAGCCACAUAUCCUUCCAGUGAAGAGAGCUCCACAGAGAGCUCGGAAGAGGAAGAUGCUCCUUCGUUUGCACCAUCCAGUUCCAUUGAUGGCAACAACACAGACUCUGAGUUUGAGAAGGGCCUGAAACACAAGGCCAAGAACCAGGAGCCUCCCAAAGCUGUCACACCCGUGAAGGAUGAAUAUGAGUUUGAUGAGGAUGAUGAGCAGGACAGGGUCCCACCAGUUGAUGAUAAACAUCUUCUGAAAAAGGAUUACAGGAAAGAGACUAAAGCAAAUAGUUUUAUUUCCAUCCCCAAGAUGGAAGUAAAAACCUAUACUAAAAACAGCACAAUCACACCAAAGAAAGCAUCCCAUCGUAUCCUUUCAGACACAUCUGAUGAAGAGGAGACCAGCCUGCCUGUGGGGACUGGGGAAAAGCUGCGUCUGACAACACAUUCUAUCCUCCCCAGCAACAAGGCUCGAGAACCUUCUAAUCCCAAACAGCAGAAAGAGAAAAGCAAAGUGAAGAAGAAGCGCAAGAAGGAAGCAAAGGGCAAAGAGGUUCGGUUCGGCAAAAAAAAUGACAAGUUUUGUUCCUCUGAAUCAGAGAGUGAAAACCUGGAGAGUGAGGAGGAUGACAGAGACUCUGUACAAAGUGCUACCUGUGUAAAGGAUUCCAGAUUGGUGUUAAAGGAGUCAUCCUUGUUUAAUUCCCUUUCUGCUUCUUCUGCCUCUUCCCAUGGGAGUUUGGGGUCUCAGAAGCAUAACGCUACCCUUGCAGAGCAGCACUCCAAGCACUGGAGGACAGACAACUGGAAAACAGUAUCUUCUCCAGCCUGGUCAGAUGUCAGUUCCUUAUCAGAUUCAACAAGGACGAGGCUGACCAGUGAGUCUGAUUACACGUCUGAGGACUCAAGCCUGGAAUCAUUGAAGCCUGUGAGGAAGAAGCAGGAGCCCAAGAAGCGUGCCCAACAUGGAGCUGCUGUGAUUGUGGAGAAGAAAAAUUCAUUCCAUGCCAGUGUUGAUGGAGCUAUUCCAAAGCGAGACAAGGAGGGGAAAGUUGUAAAAAAGCAUAAAACAAAACACAAACACAAAAACAAAGAGAGAGGCCAGUGUCCUGCCACCCAAGACAUUAAAAUAAUCAAAGCCUUUUCUUUUGACUAUGAGGACUCUAAGCAGAAGACCGAUAAGGCUUUGAUUGUGGAGACUGAAUGCCCUGUUGAGAACAAGCUCAAAGUGCUUAAGCAUGAGAGGGAGCACUUCAAGAAGGAAGACAAAUUUCAGAAAACUAAAUCUGAGGAGAAGGAGUGGCUGUUUAAAGACGAUGCUGGAAAAACCUCCAAAGAGGAGAAAUCCUUGAAAAAAGCCAAGGAGGCAAGUAAAGAUCUCAGUAAAACUUUCAGAGAAGAAAAGAGCAGCAGAUUGGAAAAAGAAAAACCCAUAAAGGAGAAAUCUCCUAAAGAGGAAAAACCUCGAAUACAUAAGGAAGAACGAAAGAAAAAAUCUAAGGACAAGCAGUUCAAGACUGAUAAGAAAAAUGAACCGAAGGAGGAAAAACCAGCAAAACCAGAGAAGGAGAAAGCCCUGAAAGAGGAGAAAGAGAGAUGUAAAAAAGACAAAGGUUACAGGGAGGAGCCCAGCUUUGAAGAGUUUAGUAAUAAAAACCAGUUUUUAGAAAGUGAGGACACAAAGUUCAGCCUCUCUGAUGAUCAGCAAGAUCGGUGGUUUUCAGAUUUGUCAUCUGAUUCUUCUUUUGAUUUCAAAGGAGAGGAUAGCUGGGAUUCGCCAGUGACAGACUACAGGGAAAUUCAAAAUGACACUGUGACAAAACUCAUCAUAGAAACGGUGAAGGAGGAGAUAAAAGACAAGAAGCGGGAUAGUAAAGCAAAAGAUAAGAGGGAGUACAGCGAGAAACGUAAUGAAAAAGACACUUUUCUAAAAAAGAAAGAGAGGGAAUAUGUUGAUCGGAACUCUGAGAAGAAAAAGGACCCAGUUGAAAAGCAUAAAAGUAUUUCUAGUUAUCUGCCUGAAAAGAAAAGAAAGGAUUCUGCUGAAAGCUUUAAAGAGAGAAAGGAAAAGGAGGCUGGUGAAAUUAACAGAGAGAGAAGAGAUUUGCCCGAUAGCUCUAAAGAUAGAAAAGAAGUUAAAAUUAAACAAGAAGAAUCCUACAGAGAUGAAUUUAAAGACUAUGGCUGUGAAACAUUCUUCAAAGAAAAAUCUGAACCCGAAUUUAGUGGGAAAAAUGUGGAGAACUGGGAUAGGCAUCAUUCAGGAAAAGAGAAGAAAGAUGUGCCAGACAAGAAAGAGAAAUUAAAAACAGAAAAGUACAAGGAGAAAUCCAAAGUAGAGGACAAAGAGAGAAAUGAGAAAGCUUUGCCGGAAAAAAACCAAAAGGACAAAGAAUUAGAUAAAGGUUUUAAAGAGAAGAAAGAUACAAAGGAGAAAUAUAAAGAUCCUCACAAUAAAGAUAAAGAGAGAAAGGGUUCACUAGACCAAGUCAAAGAGAAGAAAGAGAAGAACUUUUCUGGAGAUAGAGAGGAUUUCCACGAAAGGAGGGAUGAGAAAAAAGGCCGGGAGAGGACAUGGUAUAACAUCUUGGAUAUCUUCACAGAUGAAAGUGAAGAUGAGAAGGAUGAUUACAGCCUUAGUGGGUUCAAACUUGGAGAGGGUCUUGGGAACGAAAUGCAUCGUAUGGAUAGCAUGCAAGACAAAGAUGAUGGCAUGGUAGCUGAGAGAGACCUUUAUGUCCCUGACAAGCACAGGAAAUACUCCUCUGAUCGGCAGCAUUCCACUGAGAAACAGAAAGACAAAGAGUCAAAAGAGAAGAAGAAGGACAAAGGGUUACCAGAGGGUGGAAAGGAGAAAAAAGAGAAAAGCUCCUUUGAAAAACACAAAGAGAAGAAGGACAAAGACUCAGUAGAGAAGUAUAAAGACAGGAAGGAGAGAAGCUCAGUGGACUCAGCCCAAGAAAGGAAGGCAAAGCAGAAAUUCCCCGAAAAGGUGGAAAAGAAACAUGCUGGGGAAGAGAAGGUUAAAAACAGGCACAAGGAAAAGCUAGAUAAAGAGUAUACUAAGGAGAAACGGUCUUCGAAAAGCGGAGAAGCAGAAAAGAGCUUGCUGGAGAAACUGGAGGAAGAAGCCCUCAAUGAAUACAGAGAUGACUCCAAUGAUAAAAUCAGUGAGAUUUCUUCUGAUAGCUUCACAGACAGAGGGCAAGACCCUGUACUCACCAAUAUAUUUGAGUCUUCCAACCUUUCACUUGCAGAUGCCACCGAAGAGAAAUUUAAGGAGUCUCUGCCUUUGCCUUGCCUUCCAGAUAAACUCAAGGAGAAAGAGAGGCACAGGCAUUCUUCAUCCUCGUCAAAAAAAAGCCAUGAAAAGGAAAAAGCAAAGAAAGAGAAAGCGGAAAAGAAAGAUAAAACAGAUGAGUUUAAAGACUCCAGCAACAGGAAAGAUUCUACUCAGUAUGAGAAGGACUUUGCCAUGGAUGGAGAAGGCAUUAGCAUUUCUUAUGGAACAAAAACAGAGGCUGAAGAAGAACUGGACAAAACCAUGGAGUAUUUGUUUUCUGAAAAAAAGGAAAAGAAUGAUACUGAAAGAGAACUUCCAAAGAAGGCAGAGAAAGACAAAGCGUACAGCUCCAGCACAGUCAGCACAACCAAAGAGAAGAAGAAGAGGGACAGGCAUAAAGAAAAGUGGAAAGAGGAGAGAGAGAAGCACAGAGACAAACACACUGAUGGUUUCUUUAGGCACCACAAGGAGGAGCAGAAGUCUGCCAAAGACAAGGAUAGCUCUCAAGUGAUCACUCUUAAAGACAAAUCAAAAGAGGAACCACCCAAAUUUAAUGACCUCAAAGUAAAGGAACGACUCAAGGAAAAUCAAGAAAAGGACAAAUCAGAGUGUCUUAAAAUGAGCAACGGGAAUGAUAAAAUAACCUUACCCAAAGAAGGCACCAAGAAGGACAUCAGACCCAGGGAAAAGCUUUUGGGAGAUGGUGACCUAAUGAUGACCAGCUUUGAGAGGAUGUUGAGCCAAAAAGAUCUUGAGAUUGAAGAGCGCCACAAGAGACACAAAGAGAGAAUGAAACAAAUGGAGAAGAUGAGGCAUAGAUCUGGAGACCCCAAAUUAAAAGACAAAGUCAAGGCCAAUGAGGAUAUGCGCAAGAGGAGUCUGGAUUUGACUACAAAGAAACCACUAGCUCCUGACACUCAGUUAAAGGACAAGAAACUCAAAGAUCUAGGCCCACUGGCUCCAGUAGUAUCCCCAGAUAACAAGAAUCAACCUGUUGUUGGGGUGGAUUCCAAGGAUUGGAUAGCUGGCCCCCAACUGAAGGAAAUCCUACCUGCGUCUCCAAGGCCAGAUCAGAACCGGCCAACAGGGGUUCCAACACCAGCAUCUGUUGUUUCUUGCCCAAGCUAUGAAGAGGUGAUGCAGACACCAAGGACUCCAUCUUGCAGUAAUGAAGAUUACACAGAUCUGAUGUUUGACUGUGCUGACUCUCAGCAUUCAUUGCCCAUAUCCACCAUGUCCAUGAAUGCUUGUUCUCCAUCUUUCUUUGACAGAUAUUCCAACUCUUCAAGUGGAUUCCCGGAGAACCCAAGUCAGACCCCAACAAGGACAAUUUCCUCCACAAAUCUUCACCGUUCAAUGUCUGUAGAUAUCAGAAGAGCUGCAGAGGAAGAGUUCAAUGUUGGGGACAAAUUUUUCAGGCAGCAAAGUGUCCCAGCCACUUCUAAUUAUGAUUCUCCGGUUCAGCACUUGAUGGAGGAGAAAGUAUCUCUCCCCUCCAUUCCCAUAGAAAAGUUCCCAUGUUUGUCCCCAGAAUAUUAUUCACCAGACUAUGGAGUCCCAUCCCCUAAAGCAGAGGCAUUGCAUUGUGCACCAGGAACUGCGGGCAAUGUUGUUCAGUCCCCUGAAAGUGUAUUUUCUGGAUUGCAAGCCAAAUCUUCCCCUUCUCAUAGAGAUGAGCUGCUUGCCCCUUCUGUUGAAAGUGCUCUCCCUCCAGAUCUUGGCCUGCCUUUGGAUGCCACAGAAGAGCAACAGGCAACUGCUUCCAUUAUGCCCCCAGAGUCCAGCUUUUUACCACCACUUGAAGACAAUGAGUUUGGCUCUGGCAUUCUGGAACAGAAUAGUACGGAGUGGGAGACCACUCUAUCAAGAAAUCUGGAUCCUCCUGUGCCUCCGAGUUUGAUUGGCAAUCCUUCUGAUCAUGCUGUCAGCUGGACAGUGGGAUCAGAGCUGCUCAUUAAAUCUCCCCAACAGGGCCCUGAUUCCCCAAAGUCUUUCUGUUCUCCAGACAUCACGCAUCCCACACCUGUGCCCUUCAUUUCUGCAGAUUCCCUACAUCCCAGUUCCCCUGUUUCAUACUCUCUCUCAGUGACUGAAUCAAGGCUUGAUGCAGCAAAGGAAGAUGCUGAAGAAGCAGUUCCAACAGAAAUGGUGACUGCAGAACAGCAGACUUCAUAUGCAGAUUCCCCUGCUAGAUUAGACACUUUCUUUAGUAAUGGUAGUAAGCCUGUUCCAGAGGAAGCAUCUGACACACCUUUGCAGCCAGCUAGCAUGCCAGCAGAAUCGAAAGUGGAGGCUGUUAAUGCUCUGGAAAACUUGGAAGAGAGCACCAUUGCCCCUGUAAAUCCCGAGGAACAAGCUGCAUGGCCUGAUCCAUUUCCAAAUUCAGAGGAUGACUUAGACUUGGGUCCUUUCUCUUUACCAGGAUUGCCACUUCAAUCAAAAGAUGUUCCAGAGGAAGAAUUGGAAGAGUCAGCUGAAGACACUCAUGCGGCAGAUCAGGAAACCACCAGUGCAGACUUUGUGGAUGUUGGGGUGUCUUUGGGGGCUACAAACAAGCAGGAUGACCUAACUCUUAACCAAAAGAGCAUCCUUCCUGAGGAGCCAGAUUUACAAGCUGAUGAGCAAAAGGCCAAUGAGAUUUCACUAGAAGUUGUGCCAGAAGCAUCAAGUGCCCCGGAACAGAAAAAUAUAGAAGAAGCGGAGGCUCCCCAGAAUAUUCAGGAGGUGACACCAGCAGAUCUUGCUCAGCCAGAGACCAAGGAGGAGGAAACCAGUUGUGAAGAACUCUCCUCAGCUACUCUUGCAUCAGACAGUGGUUCUCAAGCUAGUUUGAGCCAAGCAAUCAGAACUGAGAGCACUGAUGUUCAAGACGUAGUGGUACCUGGAAGCAACAGCCAGAUCCCUUCCUCUCAGACAGAGGUGCUGCAAGGGAGUACCCAGUUAGAAUCCACAGAGCCACCACCCAAACCAGUCCCUGAACCCCCAAAGCCCCCCAAAAUUGAAGAGAUCCCACAACGGAUCACCAGAAACCGAGCCCAGAUGCUUGCCAAUCAAAACAAACAGAAUGCUGCUGCUACUGCUGCUACUACUGCUACUGCUACUACUACUAUAACAACUACUACUACUACUACUACUACUUCUGAAAAAGAGUUCCCCCCUGCUUCUGCCCCUUCAACACGAGCAAAGGGGCGUGUCUCAGAGGAGGAAGAUGCCCAGGCACAACAUCCGCGGAAGCGCAGGUUCCAGCGCUCCAAUCAGCAGCUGCAGCAGCAAAUCAACACCUCCACCCAGCAGACACGGGAGAUGAUCCAGCAGACACUGGCUGCAAUUGUUGAUGCCAUCAAGUUGGACGACAUUGAACCUUACCACAGCGACAGGUCCAAUCCCUAUUUUGAGUACCUACAGAUCAGGAAGAAAAUUGAGGAGAAGCGGAAAAUUCUCUGCUACAUCACUCCCCAAGCACCCCAGUGUUACGCUGAGUAUGUCACCUACACAGGCUCAUACCUGCUGGAUGGCAAACCUUUGAGCAAGCUGCACAUUCCAGUGAUUGCACCUCCUCCAUCGUUGGCAGAUCCCCUCAAGGAGCUAUUCAAGCAGCAGGAAGCAGUCCGUGGCAAGCUGCGCCUCCAGCAUAGCAUUGAGCGGGAGAAGCUGAUUGUGUCAUGUGAACAGGAGAUAUUGAGGGUUCAUUGCCGAGCAGCAAGGACAAUAGCCAAUCAAGCAGUGCCCUUCAGCGCAUGCACCAUGCUUCUGGAUUCGGAGGUGUACAACAUGCCUCUGGAAAAUCAGGGAGAUGAAAACAAAUCCGUCAGAGAUCGUUUCAAUGCUCGCCAGUUCAUUUCGUGGUUACAGGAUGUGGAUGACAAGUAUGACCGGAUGAAGACUUGCCUGUUGAUGCGACAGCAACAUGAAGCAGCGGCCUUAAAUGCAGUGCAGCGAAUGGAAUGGCAGCUGAAGGUGCAGGAGCUGGACCCUGCAGGGCACAAAUCGCUCUGUGUGAACGAGGUGCCCUCGUUCUACGUGCCAAUGGUGGACGUGAACGAUGACUUUGUGCUCUUGCCGGCAUGACAGUACCAAGCCUGGAGACAUUCUCACUGCAAACUGGCAUGGGUGGGUGCCCCCUGAGGAUGGGUGCAGGCGCUCACACACACCCCAACCGCUUGCUGAUGAAUCCCAAGUCAGACAAGGAGGAAGCAGGAAAAAAAAUCAAUGAGAAAAUAAAUGGCACUUUCUUCACACUGUCUCCCUGCACACCAGGUAGCAGGAGCAGGGGAAGGUGAGGUGCAGGCAGCUCCUUUCACACCAGUUGCUGUGUCGGAAGGUAGGCAGCUUGCGCACAGCAGCAUCUUACCAGACUGGAGGGAGGAAGGAGAGAGACCGAUGGAAGCAGGGAGCAAGAGAAAUCCUGAGACACUCCCCUCUGUGCUGCAUCGGCUGCCAAACGGAAGGGAGGUGACCAGGGCCGUUGACACUCACAAUCACAGCAGUUGUUUCAAGCGCUUUGAUUCCUCCCACCCCCCCAUUUGCCUGUGGGUGGAUCUUUCCUCAGAUAAACUGCAGGGCAAAACUGUGGGGGUAGGUGGGUUCUGGGGAGGGGUGGGAGAGUUCUUUGGUUUCUUCUUGCAUCCAGGCUACAGUAAAAUAAGUUGAUGAUAAAAAAAGAAGAAGAGAGCACUCAGCCAGGCCCUGGAGGUGGCACAGACAAGGGCCAGGCCACUGGACUCAAGACCCAGGACAUGCUCCAGGUAUCCUUCAAAACCAUGGGGAGGCAGCAGCCACCUGACCCUGUACAAUAAGUGGCGCAGAGCAAGGACUUUGCAAUUCAGUUUUUAAAUGGAGUAAAAUCCGUAUGGUUUAUAAAUAUAUAUAUAUAUAUAAAUAUAUAUAAAUAUAUAUAUUUUUCCUUUAAUCUUGGGCAUUUUGUUUCUCUUUCUGAGAACAUAACUUGAAAAAAAAAAGAUAAAACACUACAAGAGCCAAUACUCGUAUAAAGAUAAAUUGUAUCCCAUAAAAGCUGUACAGUUUUUAUAUUCAUUAACAAUGUACUUUUGCUGCCUUCUAGAUAAUUUAUUUUGCAACACAUUACUGCACAGUUGUAAAUAACUUAUGUACUGUAACAUCACUUUCAGUCAUGUGUAAAGAAAUAAAUAAAUUAAUUAAAAUUACCUUUGUAUGUAUAGUUCACCCUAGGCAGCACUCUCCCACCACCACCCACCCCUUUCCCACUGCUCACCCCCAGGGAAGGGAAAAGCAACACACACCAAUACAGAGGCCAAAGGGGUGAGGGAUGUGGCCUUGUUGAUCCUGUGGAACAGGCAGCCUGCAAAACAGGCAAGAGCAGAGCAUGCCAAAUGCUCGUGUUUUUAUGCUCACCCGUUUUCUUUCCUUCCCAGUUUUGACCCGGUGCCCAUUGUCUCUGCAGAAUCUGCAGCUACAUAACAGAUUUAAACAGGGUUGCCUUGGAAGGGUCUAAAGGGAUGAGAAGGCAGGCCCUUGCACAUUCAGACUUGUGAGAGUCCUGCCUCCUCAUGACAGGAUGGAGUGAACCAGGGCCCCUGUGGGCUGGGGAGGGUGCGGAGUGGAUGAGGGGGGGAGAGCAGCUGAAGCCAUUUCUCAAACCAAUGCCUGAAGCUGUGACAAAAUGACACAGGUGCUUCAGAAGGAUGUGCUUGGAAGCAGCCCCCAGCCUCAGAUGCUGUUUGAGAAGGCAAAUGUGCAAAGCAAGGGGCCCUGUAAGCCCCAACAUCUCUUCCUCUUUACUGAAGAGGUUUCUGGCCCAACAUUUCUCAGGGUAUGAGUUGCUGAUAAUAUGCUAGAACUUCAAAUUUGGGAAGUUCAAUGCAGACAUUCUCCUUGUCCUGACAUAGCUCUCCCAUUGUUAGUGGAGGCCUGCUGGAUUGCUUGCUAAUUUGGUGGUCAGCAGGCUGAAGCGUUCGCAGUUUGAUAGUUUGGGCUCUACAACUCUUGCCUUGGAGUGCAAGAUGAGGCCAGAGUAUUCCUGAGUUGAGCUAACAGAACUAAAAAUAUACCCCCUUCUGAACUGCGGCAGAAGGGCUUGUGUUGUGGGCUUGUGUUGUUUCCUAUUCCAUAGUUGCCUUCUGAUGUUGCCUUGGCUCUGUACUCUGAACAGUUGCAGAAAAUCAUGUUGAGCAUCUGUGGCACACUAUGUAGCCCCUUCCAGAUGUGUAGCCACCAGUGAAUCAUUCUGGGCAAGAGGAUGGCUUAGAGCAGGCAUCCCCAAACUUCAGCCCUCCAGAUGUUUUGGACUACAAUUCCCAUCAUCCCUGACCACUGGUCCUCUUAGCUAGGGAUCAUGGGAGUGGUAGGCCAAAACAUCUGGAGGGCUGCAGUUUGGGGAUGCCUGGCUUAGAGAAACAAAGAUUAUAUUCCCCCAGAGGGAAAUUUUUGUGGAGACAGGCUGAGGAAUUUGUGGUUCUGUAGCUUAAGGACUUGUUCCUAAAUCCUCACCAUUCAGGAAAAGUGCAUGUUGCGUUGCAGGGGGGAAAUGCCUUGCAUUGUGUGGUUCCUGUGUUAGCAGAGAACAUCAUUUCAUUGGUCUUUUGGUUUAGCUAAAUUGAGCUCUAGGCCCACUUUCUGGCUGGUGUGUGACAUUCUCUGAGAGACCUUGCUUCUUUGCAUCUUCUGUGAUUGAAGAGAACCCAUUGCUCCCCAGUUUUCCAUCAGUGUAAAUCCCCUAGCUAAGGCAGGCAGCAAGAGUGUUGCAAUGUGGGUUGCUUGAUCAUGCCCAGUCCUUGUUACGUAUUCUUAGGUGUGCAGACACUUGCCCCUGGUGACUAUGUGAGAGGGAAGCAAAGUGCUUGUUGAUGUUAAAAGCCAUUCUCUUCAGUGCCUGGUCAGUCUGCCCUCCUCUUAAUUGGCUGACCCACUUUGGUAGGAGUUCCUCCCACUCCUCCAAAAAAUGUUUUGUAUCAGACCAGGUGUUCCUUUGGCACUGCUUCUCUCUCUAGUUUGAGUCACUGGGUGGGGUGGCAGCUUGAUAAUCUGUGAACCAUUUUAGGAGACUGCAGGGAAGGGGAAGGCAGGCAGCUAACAAGCCAUCAGUCCCACAUCAUGCCAUAGCAGCAAAGUUUCCUUUUGAAAUACAGUUUAGUAGAGGAAAACCCAUCUUUCUUUAAACCUUUUGGAGGAAAAAACCGUCUAGCAGAUAGAUGCUAGUUUGACAUUUUUAAAAAGAAGUAAAGCCCAAAACAUACACAGAACAGGUCAGGAAGAUUAUUUUAUAUUUUACUUUUACACACAUAUGAUAUUUUAAAAGUUUCAAGACAGUUGCCUCCUCUGAAGUGUUUGUUGCUGCUUUAAAGGCAUGGCAGUAGCUGUGGCAGACAUUUGCUAACCUUGCCCUAAGCAAGGAGAUCUUCCAAAUGGCCUUCUCAUUCACCAUUGGUCAGAAUUCUGGGGCUUUGAGAGCAGCCUCUAACAUCGAUGGGGUAACAACUUGACUUCCCAAAGAUGUCAUCUCCUGCCAAUGCCACCCCAGCCACCUAUAUCUCCCUUGCUGAUUGGCUCCCAUAUGCCCAUCCUUCACACAUAGGUUUUUCAUGCCUACCUCUAGCUCCUUUGCUCUCACCCUAGCAAACUGCUUUUGUGCUGCUUACUGGACUGUUUGGGUCCUCCAUGGUGGGUGUCUGUAUGCGAGAGACACAUUGCCUGUAAAUGUUUGUGUUCCAACGCUUUAGAGCCUUGGGAGUGAACAUUCUGUGCCCUGGAAGAAACGCCGGUCGCUUUUACCCUGUGUUUCCACAAGAACAAUUUAAAAGCACUGUACUGUUCUCCAUUCACAGCCAGGGGGGCUAAGGAAAGGAAUGGCUGGUUUAGCUAGUCUGCCCUGUUCAGAAACUUCCUUUAUAACCACACAAGGAUAUA
Molecule: messenger RNA, 23066 nt
Organism: Zootoca vivipara (common lizard)
Lineage: Eukaryota; Metazoa; Chordata; Lepidosauria; Squamata; Lacertidae
Gene: ANKRD11
Product: ankyrin repeat domain 11
Biological process (GO): anatomical structure morphogenesis
Molecular function (GO): protein binding
Source: RefSeq, a predicted model, not a curated record